Molecule: messenger RNA, 8456 nt
Organism: Ictalurus punctatus (channel catfish)
Lineage: Eukaryota; Metazoa; Chordata; Actinopteri; Siluriformes; Ictaluridae
Gene: lrrc73
Product: leucine rich repeat containing 73
Exons: 6
Coding region: 4133-5056 (307 amino acids)
Molecular function (GO): protein binding
Source: RefSeq, a predicted model, not a curated record
AGUUCUUUCGUGCUGAGAAUUCUUAAAUUUACAGAGUACAGUGUCUGAGUGUUACAAGCAUAUAUUCUUCUUCCAAUAGAAACUCCAUGGUUGUGUUUACAAUUCAGGGAUCACUGAAACUGAUGAGGUGUGACAGUAUAUACAGGUGCAUCUCAAAAAAAUUUGAAUAUCAUGGAAAAGUAGCCCCCCGUAAUUUAAUCCAAAAAGAGGAACUUUCAUAUAGUCUAGAUUCAUUACACAUAAAGGGAAAUAUUUCAAGUUUUUUUUUUUUUUUUUUUUUUUUUUUUUUUUUUUUUUAUAAAUCUUGAUUACGGUUUACAGCUUAUGUAAAUAAAAAAUCCAGUAUCUCAAACUAUUAGAAUAAAGAAUUUAUAAUAUAUAAAUGUCGACCUGAAAAGUAUGUUAAUUUAUACACUCAAUACUUGCUCGGGGCUCAUUGUGCAGGAAUUACUGCAUCAAUGCGGCGUGGUAUGGAGGCGAUCAGCCUGUGGCACUGCUGAGGUGUGAUGGAAGCCCAGGUUGCUUUGAUAGCGACCUUCAGCUCGUCUGUAUUGUUGGGUCUGGUGUCUCUCAUAGAUUCUCUAUGGGGUUCAGGUCAGGCGAGUUGGCUGGCCAAUCAAGUGCAGUAAUAUCAUGGUCAGCAAACCAGUUAUUAGUAGUUGUGGCAUCUCCAUAAAGCUCGUUAGCAGAUGGAAGCAUGAAGUGCUCUAAAAGCUCCUGGUAGACGCUGCAUUGACUCUUGACUUGAGAAAACACAGUGGACCAACACCAGCAGAUGACAUGGCAAACCAAAUCAUCACUGACUGUGGAAACUUCACACUGGACUUCAAGCAACUUGGAUUCUGUGCCUCUCCACUCUUCCUCCAGACUCUGGGACCUUGAUUUCCAAAUGAAAUGCAAAAUUUACUUUGAUCUGAAAAGAGGACUUUGGACCACUGAGCAACUGUCCAGUUCUUUUUCUCCUUAGCCCAGGUAAAAUACUUCUGACGUUGUCUCUGGUUCAUCAGUGGCUUGACAUUAGGAAUGCGACACGGCAACAUUUCUGUAUUAUAAAUUCUUUAUUCUGAUAUUUUGAGAUACUGGAUUUUUGAUUUCCAUGAGCUGUAAGCCGUAAUCAAGAUUAAAACAAAACAAGGCUUGAAAUAUUUUACUUUGCGUAAAGAAUAUAGAAUAUAUGAACGUUUCACUUUUUAAAAAUUAAAUUACGGAAAAAAUUUUUCCACGAUAUUCUAAUUUUUUUUUAGAUGCACCUGUAUGUCCUGUUGUACAUAAAGAUUCACUGGUUGUUGUCUUACCAACAAAAUAGUCAGUGGCAUGACAUUGUUGCUGCUCUCUGUGACUAUUGUUUUAUUAUUGUGUUUAAGGUUAUUGAAACACGUUCACACUGAAACACUGAUUGUAGCCAUUGUGGCAUUUCUAAGUCAAACAGGAGUGGUUAUAUUCAAUUUGUUAGAAGAGAAAGUGGCCUGGCCUUGAAUCUCUGAUGGCCUGCGGUGGGAUCGGCCCCCCAGGGUAUUGGGGAUGGGUGACCACUUUGUAAGCUGUGGAGGGAGCCCUAGUUGCUCAUACCCUCCCCCUUCUUUAUCUUCUGCCUUGGCCAAUACCAUAUUGCACGACUCGCUUAUUUUAAUGCAUUACACUAAUUGAGUACUGACAUGAACUUGAAAAGGAAAAAGAAGAAAAGAGGAAGGGGAAAAACAAAAGAAUAGGGUAAGCGUGACGUGUAGAUGGUGGCCUGCCUGGGAUGGGGGCAACCAGUGGGGGUGGGAAUAAUGGGCGUGCCCUGGGCCUGGCAGCAUCUUUUAGUGACAUACUCCUCAUGAAGCCUGUCCCGCUGGGGCCAUGCAGUGUGGGGCAGUCCAUUAGAAAUGUAUUUAUUAUUUUUCUUUUUCUUCUUCUUCCUUUUCUUUUUUUAAAUACAUUUCAUACAGUUACCCUAUGAUUGCCCACACAUACAUGAUCUUGCAUGCACGCACAUCUGCAUAGAUACAUACACCCUGAACCAUCAUCUACAGUAUGUGCCCGUUCAUUAAAUACAUACAAACUACACAUCAACACUUUAACACCUAGAAUCAUAAUGUUUUUUUCUUUCUCUCCCUUCUUUUUUUGUAUCUUUCUUUAUUUUUGUUCUGUCACAUCUUUUCUAUACUAUCAAUUGUCAACUUCUCCACUGAUUUUCUAUCUCUCUCACUGUAACAUGAGCACUUAGUAUUUGUCGCAUGUAAAUGUUAACAUUUUUUUCAAUUUAAAAAAAAAAAAAAGGAAGUGGAAAUUUGAAAUGACUUCUAUCCUCACUUCUUAAUGUUCCCUGCCAUCUGUGGUGUAAGAGUCUGGGUUAUUGAGGUUGGAUAAAGACAAAGCUUUUUUGUAUUCAGGACUGAGAAGUCCUUGCCAUGUACCGCCUGUCUUUCUGACAAGAACCUGAGCUCAUAUUUCACCAAGCUCCACAGGAAUAUGUGGCUUUGUAAUCAGAUCUACUCUGGAUACAAUUAGUUAAACUAUCAGCAGUCAUGUUUUGGAGAUGAGUUGCACAAGAAAUUACAUGCCAAAAAAAAAGGAACGAGUUUGAUUCGUUUAAAGUUUAUACCUUAAUCUAUACUUAUUAUUUAGCUAAUGUUCUUUAUUCAAAUGUGUGUUACUUUUGUCACGGGUCCUGCUGAGCAAUCAAGCUUGGUCUGACAAUUAGAAACUCUGAAACAGUUUGAACAAUUCAAGUGACAAGGUAGCUGAGAGAUAAUGUACCAGCUGGCAAAGAUGGUCUACCAUCUUGAUCAGCUCAGCUUGCAUUCCAUCUGAUCUGUGGUCAGAUCAUGCUGGAUAUUUCAGCAGGAAGAAGAAUAAGAUUACAGGGCUUUCUGGGUAUAAGAAGGGCUGUAGUGAUCUUUCACACCAGGCUACAGCUUCAGCUGGGGUGGCUGUAGCUCAGGUAGUAGAGCGGGUUGUCCACUAAUCAUAGUUCGAUUCCCGGCCCGCAGAACUCCACAUGUCGGAGUGUCCUUGGGCAAGACACUGAACCCCAAGUUGCUCCCGAUGGCAAGUUCACGCCUUGCAUGGCAGCUCUGCUACCAUUGGUGUGUGAGUGGGUGAAUGAGACACAGUGUAAAGUGCUAUAUAAGUGCGCCAUUUACCAUCUAGCUAUGGUGGUUUCCUGAAUCUUCCAACCAGGUGAUGUGGUGGCAAGGUGGGAAAUAACCAUACACAAUUAAGCACAAUUACUUUUUAGACUAAUGGACACCCUUUGAUAGGUUCUCUAGAAAUUAAAACAGCUUGUAUCUACAAAUAUAUAAUUGCUGCUAUUUGGAAGGCUGUUCCAAAGUUAACCAGACUUCUAACUGGUAAGACUGGAACCAUCAGAAAGCGUUGUCUUCUCUACUGGAAUUUCCUUAGGGUAUGAGGCUGUUCCUAUGUCUGAGCAAACUAGACCCAACUAAUCGCAUGUAAUCCCUAAUCAUGGUACACAGUGUGUAGCUGUUACAGCAGUAGCUCUGGGCUCUUUUCCUCAGUUUAGGAAACACUCUCAGUGGAGACCUGGUUUGUGGCCGACUCUUAGCAUAAAUCCCCGUCCAGUCAGUGCUCAGAAUUAUUGGAUUAUCUGCACCAGAGCAUCACGGGAGAUUAGACCGGAUACUGCGCUGUUCUUUAUUGCAUGAAUACUCGGCGACACUGGACGGGUGGUGUCCAUGGCAACGGACACCAGGAACGAUUAGCUUUGUCUGGAUGCCGCAAUUCACGCACAAGUGGACAACCUGAAACUGAGAAUACUGCACCUGUUCAAGGAUUUAUAUCCAGCCCUAAAAAACAAACGAACUGAACGGGUCAGAACGAGGCUUUGUUGCCUGGGGAGACAGCAGCCAUGUCCUUUUAAAUAGGGUAAUUGUGGGGAUGCUAAUGGAAUGACUGCGAAUCCUCAGGGUUUCUAGUUUCCAUCAGGCGACAUGCUGUUUUCCUGUUCGCAUCAACGCCGUAUUGUUUCAGUGUGUAUUUGAAUGAUGUCGCUAGUUCUUUCGUAGGGGGGCGUGGUCUCUCUUUCUCUCUCUCUUUGUUUUUUUUGCUAUCGGGGUUAGCUGCCCUUACCUCAGUUACCUGACCCGACCAUGGUGUCGACUCGACCGUGACUUCCUGCCUCACCAAUAUGCUGCCGGGUUCAAUUCAGAUUACAGGAGAGGCGCUGUCCGGAGCAGAAAUCCGAGACAUUUGCGACAGUCUGAAGGAGAACAGUGUGAGGCUGCUGUCGGUGCGGGGAUGUCAGCUGUCUGACCGAGACUUCGGGCGCGUGUGCCGCGGUGUGUCCGAGUCGCGCUCGCUCGCGCAGCUCAACCUGAACCUGGGCGUGGUAUCGAGCGGCGGCCGCGCUGAGCAACUCGCCGAGGCGCUCACAGCCAACAGGUCCAUACAGACACUAUUUCUGCAUGGAAGCCCUCUUUUAGAUGCAGGAUUGGUCACUCUGAACACGGCGCUGUCAACUCACCCCUCUCUGGUGUCCUUGGACCUGGGAGAUUGUAUGUUGGGAGAUGAGGCAAUUCAGCUGAUUUGUGGCAUGUUGCCUCCAGAUGGGGCCAAAUCUGGUCUCAGAGAGCUGACACUAAGUGCAAACCCAGCAAUCACCACUAAAGGCUGGGCUCGCCUGGCAAUCGCCGUGGCUCAUAGCUCACAGCUACGAGUCCUUAAUCUAGACUACAAUCCCUUAGGGGACCAGAUUGCUGGAAUGCUGGCCGUUGCUGUGGCAUCCAGCAGGACACUGGAGGUUUUAGACUUGGAGGGAACAGGGCUCACAAAUCAGUCAGCACAGGUCUUCCUGGACAUGGUGGAAAACUACCCGACCUGUCUGCGUGUGCUGGUGCUGGCUGAGAACGCCAUCAGCCCUGAGCUGCAGCAGCAAAUCUCCGACCUCCUGUCUGAGGGCGAGGAGGAUGAGGAUAGGGAUGCAGAGGCCCACGGCAGCUCAGUCACCAUGCGAGAGAAACCUGCCUGGCUUCCCCACAGCAACCCCAACUCCCAGAUGGUCCUGAUGUCAUCAGGACUGGGUGAGAGCUUUUUGGGAGAGACUGACUUGUGAUAACUGGAGCUGCCUUUGGUUUUAGGUUUGCACUGCACGCCGCUACAGUCAGCCCACGUGUUAGCGUGCAGCCACUCGCAAAGCAUGACGUGUAGCAUUUAGUGGUAGACUGUUCAAAGCCGGCACAAAAAAAAAAAACCUCGACCACCAAGUGACUUAUACUCUAUAGUGAAUUAUUUAUUUGCCUGAUGUACAAUCUAUUUAUAAGCAACUGUGUACUCUUGAUUAGAUCAGCUAAGUAGGGUUGUUGUGAUGGCCUGAAUAAAUCUAUUUACAUCUUUUUAAGUGCUGUGUCCUUUUCAUAACUGUGUCCAGUUCCCCCCCCCCCCGGGAAGUCAGCAUUUUGAUCUUGUACCAGUUUGACCUUUAAAACCUCAGCUGAUCAGCUUCGGGCAUUACUUCAAACACAGCAAUCCACCCUCCGUGAGUGAAACUGAAAUAAAAUUACUUUUAUUAAUUUAUUUUAUUAAAGUUCAGCAUGGUGUAGACUCAAAGCAUCUCUAGCGUUCACACCAAACCCACAGUGCUUUUAAAACCAUCCAAAAUGAUGAAAUUCCCCAGAUGAAUGGGAUAUUUCAGCGAAUUAUGAUGACUUUCCAGCUCACUUGUAAAGCAGACAAUGUUGUUUAUAUUGUUCAGGAAAUUGCAAGCCACUUAAAGCCUUCGUGUCCUGCCUUGUCCCCCCCUCUCCCUCCCCCUCUCUCUCUCUCUCUCUCUCUCUUAUAUAUAUCCUUUUAAACUGUAGUGUUAACUGGAAGUUUUAUUUAUUAAAGUUAAGGUUAGGAGGCUUAAACAAGGAAAAUAAUUGAUGUGUGGAUUUGCCAAUUCAUUUGCUAUGCACUAAAUAUAUGUUUUAUUCAUAAAUGAGUCGUUAAGGGUUGCAGGACUGGACUUGCAUUGAGUUCACAAAGACGCUUCAGCCGAAAGGUUUCCUGAAUCGUGGGUACUCUGUGCUAUUUAAAGACUGCAUGCGAUUUACACCCAUGACAUCAGGUAUCCGUAAUUAACGCAGGUCCAAUUGCCAAGAGACAACACCCAGGCUGUGUGGCCACAUCAUGCACACGGGGAGCUAGUGGACACAGACAAGUCUUUUGAAAAGUGCUGCGGACACAAAGAAAAAGAAAAAUCAUGCACGAUCAGUAAGACACACAUGACCCUUUCAACCCAUAAUAACGGGAAGUUUUCCCCAUUCCAAAUUCCUCCUCAUUACAUGAACUUGCCAUACGUUUCCACCAACUAACCUGACACCAACAUAUGUUACCCCAACAGCUAGAGCGCUGCAGUUUAUUUCCCGUAUAAACAGACAAAAUCCUCCUUCACUCUAAUCCUCAGCACAUCAGCUGAAUAGACAAAACACAAGCCUUUACUUUGAGUAGUGUUCAGGGCUGUUCAACUGUUUAUCAAAAUAAACUAUCAAUAAAAAAUACAGAGAGAGAAUGUGCAUUGGAUUUUUCUUCCCCACAACCACAUACAUCUCCAUAUUGCAAUACACUAGCUUUUGUGUUCUGCUGCUGCAGUUUGAUUAAGCAGUUCCCUAAGGACAAGGAUCAGAGAUAGAAGCAGACACCACCGCAGGAGAAACUCCCUCCCUACUGCCACCCCGGCCUUUCAGCCAAGCAGCUGCCAAACGAGCGUUUUCUAUAAUAAAUGAGAGGCCUAUGAUCAAUCUCCUGAGCUGCUAAGUGACCAAGACAAGUGGAAGGCAAUUUUUUCCAGUGUGUAAUAGUGCCAUGAAUCCUCUACCCACUAAUCCCCCUCUGCCAGGAGGCCUAUGUUAAAAUGAUGAAGUACCAUUUUGACUCUUAUGCCACACAGUACUAAAGUUCUAAUCCAAACAAUGAACAUGCAAAGUGCACUGAAGGACUCACACACCAGCUAAACAAUAAAAUCCAAAGAGAGAUUUUAGAAUAAUUAGGAAGACAGAGUUUCUUUCUGUAGGUGCUACAUGUAAAAUGCUGGGAAAGCUCUCACGCUCACCACAUCCUUCAGCCACGAUAGCUUUGGAUCGACUGCUGAAAUGGAAAGUUAACUUAAUUAGUACCCUGUCCUACCACUUAGUCUGAGAACGGCUUCGCAAUGCAGCAGUGCUGUAGUCAUGGAAAUUUAAUCUGGGCUGUAAAUAAAUGAAGCUAUGUGGAAUUGUAAUCAGCUCCUUUGUAUUCCUCACCUCAAAAAACUAUUAUAAACUGUUCCAUCAGGUAGAGCCUACCAGUUUUAAUAAAAGCUUCUCUAAAUGUUGAAAGUUGUGACAUAAGAAAUUUUUAUAAUUAAAGUCAUUUGAUUUAAAAAAAGAAAAAAAAAAGAGAGAAAAGAAAGACUGCUCAUUUGAUAAAUAAAUACAUUAUACAACGUGUCCCAAAAGUCUCCAUACAUAGGGGAAAUUGACACGUUUUAGGAAAAUGUCUGAGAUUUUCUAUAUUUAGUUUAUAAUACAUAUAUAUUUUUUCAGUUAGCCUUUACGAAUGUUUUUGACAAAGGUAUAGAAAUCAUUCUCAUGGAUGUCGCAAGGUUGCGCUGGACUUGAACAUGAAACAAAUAUGACAAGCACAUCACACACACACGCACGCACGCCACUGCUGCCACUGCUAUUAACAAGUUCAAAAAGACUGGCAGUGUCACGGAGCAGCUGAGAAGUGCACGUCCACCAACAUCCACUGAUGAAGGAACAACGCACAUGGUGCUGAAAUGCAUAGUCCCCUAUAGGUGGAGACUUUUGAGACAGUCUGUAGUAAUAGUUUAAUAGAAUUUCUACCCCAAGCAGACUGCACGUGUAUCGGGUAUUACAUCUGACACAGACACAUCACUUCCAGAGACAAGAUCAUUGUAAAUUAUUGUAAAGACUCCACCAAAAGAAUCUAAUUUUAGAUUUAAAAUAGGUUUAUUUGUUUUAAAAUAUACACAUCAGUUUACAAAUCAAGAAGAAAAAAUGAGUUGAGUAUAACAGUCUUUUUUUAUUUUAUUAUAUAUAUAUAUAUAUAUAUAGAGAGAGAGAGAGAGAGAGAGAUUCCUCCUUCAUAAGGUCAUUUUUUUUUUUUACAGGAAGAAGAAAAUAAUCAUACAAGGUGUCGCUACCUGACUGAAAGCUUUACACAGUGAGAUUUAAAUAAAGGAGACAUUGCACAUAAGUGUAAUGGGGAAACAAACAAAGAACAUUUGAAAGAACUAGAAUAACAGAAACACUAUCUCUCUCCAGUGAAACCCAGGAAAGAAGAAGGACAAUUUGUGCACACCGAGCGAAUAUGUGCUCAUGAGCAAGCAAGCAUGUGGACAGGGAUUUUACAGUAACAAAACCAUAGAGCUAAACAGAUGUUGUGUUUGAAAUGUGCCUGAGUCAUUAACAUGAACGGGAUUAUUCAGUAUUUUGAUUAACGGUGUAUUUGAGUGCAGGGACACCCUUUGG